AUGUCCCCAUCUUGCAACCUCAGAUGUCAGUGUCAGGGGCCCUGGGGCUCAGGGCUCCUCACCCUCCAUUCCUGGGCCAGCAGCUUUCCAUCCAAUGUGGAAUUUUGCCCAGCCGAGGAGGCGGAGGGCAGGAGGUGGGAAAUACACAAAGCACUCUGUCCCUGCCAACAGUCCCCGUGUCCCCCACGGGGGAAGAGCCAGCAGGGAGGCAGGCAGGGCCCUCAGAGCUGGGAUAUCCCUGGAGAUGCCCAGAGUGGCUCAGGACAGUACCUGGAGCCAGCUGGUGUGCAGGUGGAGGUGGCCUGGAAGGGACCAGGAGAUCCCAGGGACCCUUCUCCAGCCCAGAGCAGCCCUUUCCUCCUCUCAUCCUCCUGCCCCAGAGGUCACAGCUCUCCCUGGCCCCAGGCAGGGCUGGCUGGUCUGGAUGCUCCUGGGGCUCAGUUUUCCUGCAAAGAUUGGAGACAAGCUACCAUGGUUUGUCAGAGGUCUCACUGCCUGCCCUCGGCUGUGUCAGGCUGCCCUGUGUCCCUCCGUGUCAGGAUGGCUCCAAAGGGGUUGGAAGAGCUUCCCCAAGGAUCCAGGAGCUGUCCCUUCCUGCCCCUUGGCUGCAGGAGGGCACCAGCAGCUCCUCAGCCUGGCCCGGAGCAGCAGCACACCCAGACCUCAGCCUCCAAGGGUGGAGAAACCUCCCGGGGAUGCUGCUGCCCGGGAAUGGCACUGCCCGGAACUCCCCUGAGUGCCAGCACCCAGUGGCAAAGCCUGGAACCAGCCCUGGCUUUUCCUCACCACCCAGACAGUGAGCACUCCUCACUUCCUGCCCCUUCCCAGCCUCCUCUUCCCCCAUUCUGGAUUUUUUCCUUCACCCCCGGGAUUUUCACAUGCCAGCACCGGGGCUGUUCUGUCCCCAGGAUGGGUGGCUGUGACAUGGCAAGGGAAGGGAGAGCAGGGCAUUAA
Molecule: messenger RNA, 954 nt
Organism: Onychostruthus taczanowskii (white-rumped snowfinch)
Lineage: Eukaryota; Metazoa; Chordata; Aves; Passeriformes; Passeridae
Exons: 2
Coding region: 1-954 (317 amino acids)
Source: RefSeq, a predicted model, not a curated record